This is a messenger RNA of Poecilia latipinna (sailfin molly), 1489 nucleotides long. Its product is annotated as vesicle-associated membrane protein 8-like. Lineage: Eukaryota; Metazoa; Chordata; Actinopteri; Cyprinodontiformes; Poeciliidae. The record is from RefSeq and is a predicted model, not a curated record. Gene Ontology annotation, cellular component: membrane. Bases 987 to 1337 code for a protein of 116 amino acids. Gene Ontology annotation, biological process: vesicle-mediated transport. The transcript has 2 exons.
CCAAGACUCCAUAAACUAUAGAACAAGGAGCUGGUUUUUAGCAUUAUGUAAUCUCAUACUGCAUUUAUAAAGAUUUAUCUACCUCAGCAUGUCAAAUGCUUGAAGAAGAUCCAGAUCACAGCAACCUAAACAGCACAGAAGAUAAUUAUUUUUUCACUUGAGUACACUUAUAGAGCAUUGACCUUACAUUCCCAGAUAGGGAGUAGAUACUCUGAAUAUACAAAGAAAUACAUUUUACUAAAUUUGAGAACAAUUUCUCUAACUUCUAUGACUUCUCCUCCAGACUUGUGAAAGUUGUAAUACUGUUUGUUUUUGUUUUGGGAUUCUUUCGAUUUUUGUUGUUUUUUUGUUGUUGUUGUUGUUUAAGGCUCCCUGGUUAUGAUGUACAUCAUUAGUAUCUUCAGUGUUUAUCGUGAUGCUGUGGCCAUCAUAGGGACGUCUGUAGGUCAAGUGAAAGCUGAUAAAGAAUGCUCAACCCGACUGUGCAGUGGUUGCACAUUGAAGAAGUGACUGUUAAUUUUAAAAAGGACCGUAAUUGAUUUUUUUUUAAAAAGAAACAGGAAAUAUGUUUUUAAUACGGAAUCUGUCAUUUCAUGUAAAUCUGUAGUUUUCCCAAAUAAAAAAAUGGAAAAAGAAAAUGGAGGCACAUCCAAAAUCGGAUACAAUCUAUUUUGGCGUUGCUUUUUGUCACAUUUAGUUAUUUUAGGGCAUCCAAUGAACUUGAACCCCCUCCAAUAAUAGGAGUUAAAGUGCUGUAUGUUUUACCUUCAAGCUGACUGUAUGGGUAAAAAAAUGACUUAUAACUGUGUGUUAUAUAAUUAUGUAAUUACAUUCAAUGAAAGGUAAAUACAUUUGCUUCUAUAGAUGUUGGCAUGAAGAGUUUUUUAAGACUCACUGCAUGCAGUAAUUUGACGUCAUAAUAAUAAUAAUGAUUUCCACAAACGUAGUUCAGCUGUCUGUCUUCUCUCUGUCCAUCAUCACAGGAGAUGGAAGAAAAAGAUGAUUCACAGCAGAUGAAAGCCAAGACCAGUGAGCUGUCAGAUCAGAUAGAUGAAGUGAAGGAGAUCAUGAAGAAAAAUUUGAACCAGAUCCUCCACCGAGAAGAAAAUCUGGAAAAACUCCUGGAAGUGUCCAAGUAUCUGGAAGACAAGGCUUAUAAUUUCAGACGUACAACUAAUGAAGUGUCUCGCUCCUACUGGUGGAAGAACGUCAAGCUGAUCGUGGCCGUGGUCGUGAUCGUCCUCAUCGUUGUCGUCGUUAUCAUCCUGCUGGCUGUCGGUGUCAUUCCCAUCAGCCCGCCUGUGGCUCCUGUGGCCACGCCCACCAUCAAGCCCUGAACGCACAUCAACACAAACACUGUGAUGAGACAAAAUGAGAUUAUGGACGGAUUACACUGUGUGGCACAGAUCUGGACAAAUUCUGAUGUGCAUAGUGAACUGUAUUUUUCUCAGUAAACUUAUUGUGUAAUAAACAAAAAGAUAAAAAUAAA